AUCUUUCCAAAAGAGUGGACAUAAUUCUCUCAAGAUAGGGGCGGAGCUAGAUGGGCUCGAAGAGUAAUAUUUGUCCAUCUUAUAAUCUCACAAGUGAAGUAACUUUGUAUUUACAAUAGUAAUGAAAAAGUAGAAGAAAAGAUGGUUUUCUCCAUGAAUGAAGAAUUUCAGGCUACAUUACAGCCAAAUUAUGAUAAACAUAGUGAAUUAAAAGCCUUUGAUGACACAAAAGCUGGUGUCAAAGGACUUGUUGAUGCUUGCAAUAGUACUGAAGUGCCUCGAAUAUUCGUUCAUCCACGAGAAAGCAUACAAAACUCCCCAGGCUAUACUGAGGAGGAGUUUGUUUUUCCUGUAAUAGAUCUUGAAGGCAUUGAUCAUCCAAUAAGGCAUAAAGAUAUAGUUGACAAAGUUCGAGAUGCAUCAGAGACAUGGGGAUUUUUUCAAGUAGUCAAUCAUGACAUUCCAUUACCUGUCCUUGAAGAAAUGUUGCAAGGAGCACGAAGAUUUUUCGAGCAAGAUGUGGAGAUAAAGAAACGAUAUUACACUCGAGAUACUACGAAGAAAGUAGCACAUGUUAGCAACUUUGAUUUGUUUAGCCCCUCUGUUCCAGCAGCUAGCUGGAGAGACUCACUUUACUGUUUUAUGUGUCCUAAUCCUCCUAGUCCAGAGGAAUUUCCCACAGUAUGUAGGGAGAUUUUGAUUGAAUUCUCUAAGAAGAUGAUGAAAUUAGGCUGCUCAUUAUUUGAGUUAUUGUCCGAGGGUCUCGGUCUCAAUCCUUGUCAUCUUAAAGAUAUGAACUGUGCUGAAGGGCUAUCUAUUGCCCAACAUUACUAUCCAGCAUGUCCUCAGCCGGAACUCACCAUAGGCACCAGACAGCAUUCGGACUGUGUUUUCAUUACCGUGCUUCUUCAAGAUGAUAUAGGAGGUCUCCAAGUCCGUCACCAAAAUCAGUGGAUUGAUGUUCCUCCUACACGUGGUGCUCUAGUCGUGAAUAUUGGAGAUCUGUUACAGCUCAUAUCGAAUGACAAGUAUAUAAGUGUUGAGCAUAGAGUAUUGUCGAACAAAGUAGGUCCAAGAAUAUCAGUGCCGUGUUUCUUCAGCACUGGUGCAUUUCCCUCUCCAAGGAUUUAUGGACCAAUUAAGGAAUUGUUAUCAGAAUGUAAUCCUCCAAAGUAUCGUGCAACCACAGUGAAGGAAUAUACAGACUAUUUCCGCAAGAAAGGCUUCGAUGGAACUUCUACACUGCUGGAUUACAAGAUCCCGUCCUAAAAUUUAAGUUAUUUCGUGUAAGUCAUAUCAAAGCUGUAAACUGAACAUGUGAUGUACAAUUAGCUAAUAAGAUAUUCUGUAGCAAGUGGAAUCACAUCAGGCUUUGAUGAUCACCUGAUAUUGGAUUCCAUCUAUUUCUUUCGAGAUUGAAUUCAGUGUUAGGCAUGUCGAUAACCUUUAAAAGUGCAAAGGAUGACUUUAAUUUCAUAGUCAAUGUAUUGAGAAAACAAACUCAUUUAAUCAUAUGUGCUACAGCCUAUCUUCUUAAA
Molecule: messenger RNA, 1538 nt
Organism: Solanum lycopersicum (tomato)
Lineage: Eukaryota; Viridiplantae; Streptophyta; Magnoliopsida; Solanales; Solanaceae
Product: 1-aminocyclopropane-1-carboxylate oxidase homolog
Source: RefSeq, a predicted model, not a curated record